Messenger RNA from Fragaria vesca subsp. vesca, 1552 nucleotides. Its product is annotated as probable S-acyltransferase At2g14255-like. Gene Ontology annotation, molecular function: protein-cysteine S-palmitoyltransferase activity. Gene Ontology annotation, biological process: protein targeting to membrane; peptidyl-L-cysteine S-palmitoylation. Gene Ontology annotation, cellular component: Golgi apparatus; endoplasmic reticulum. The record is from RefSeq and is a predicted model, not a curated record. The transcript is spliced from 11 exons. Bases 1 to 984 code for a protein of 327 amino acids. NCBI's taxonomy places the organism in Eukaryota, Viridiplantae, Streptophyta, Magnoliopsida, Rosales, Rosaceae.
AUGCUUGAAACACAAAACCAGAGCAGUCCCCUAAGUCGUCGGGAGCUAAUUGGUCGUUGCUUAGUCUCCUGUGUCUUCGUCAUCCUUACUCACUUGGUCCUCUCAGUGAUCCCUCGCUUCUUCUCCGCCCUCUCCUUUCUAACCCAACUCGCUCUCUCGGCUCUGUUGCUUCUGCUUCUCCUGGGUUUUGGCGGAUGGUGCAGAAGAACGCUUCUCAGAUCAAAAGCUUCUGCUCCGGCUUUCGUCUUCUUCAAUAUUCUCUUCAUUUGGGUGUUUUACUUCUCUGUUGUCCGACCAGCUGUGCCGCAACUAAACGAUGCCGUUUUCAACUGUGGAGUUGUGUUCCUCUUUAUUGGUCUCUAUAGGAUCAUGACAAGUGACCCCGGCAUUGUUAGAAAUGGGUCCGCCUCUCUACAACAGCGUAUGGAGAGUCCAUUUUCUCAAGUUGAUGAGGAGUUGGAGCAAUUUGCAAGUGGUUUAGCCCAUGAAUCAACUCAAGAUUCUGGUUUCUUAAUGAGGGUAAGAUACUGCAAGACCUGCAAGGUGUAUAUAAAGGGUCUUGAUCAUCAUUGUCCUGCUUUUGGAAAUUGCAUAGGCCAAAAUAAUCAUCCCCUCUUCUUAAUUCUUCUGUUUGGAUUUAUUGGUACCGAAGCUGCUUAUCUAGUGUGCUCAUCACUCUCUGUGGCCAAAUCUGGGAUCUUGGAGAGACCCUCACAGCUUACUCUUUCUGAAGAUUUAGUUGUUAGCACAAUUCUGUUCACCAUUCUCCAACUUCUAUGGCAGGUUUUGUUUGUGAUAUGGCACAUAUAUUGUGUAUGCACGAACAUCAGAACUGAUGAGUGGAUAAACUGGAAGAAGUAUCCUGAGUUCCAACUGGUUAUUCCACCUGAACCAGGACAAAACUUUGCAAAUAUUAGGUUCUGGAAUCCAUAUGACAAAGGCAUUGUACAGAAUGUGAAGAAUUUUCUAGCGUUAAGAUCAUAGAAGUUGUCAAUGCCUGUUAAUACAUAAUCCUUGCGUUAUUGUUCCAUUCAUGAAGAAAGCAGUCUCCCUCUAUUGCUUCUUUUAUAUUCCAGCAUUUGGAGUAGCAUGACAAGCCUUUGGGAGGUAUGCAAAAGUACAAAAUCAUUCUACCUCUGAUUUGAUUUAGAAGUAAGACAAAUUGAAAUGUUUGACAAAUUCAAAAGCAUCCUACCAGCCUGUACAGUUUCACACCAAGGUUCUCCAAAAUUAAGGUUGCCAAAAUUACAUCAAUGAUUGCUUCAUGUCCUAGCUUUACCUUAAAUAAUCGAUUUAUUCUGAUGCUUUUGUUUUUUCUUUUGUUUUUAGAAUUGAAGAUAUGGACAAUGAAUAAGUGUAAUGAAAGUAGUCAACCUAUACAUAAUCCCUCUGAAAUGCGUAGAUUACAAGGGGGAGAGUAAGUGACACAAGGUAAGGUCUUGUCAUUAGAGGUCUAAAUGCAAUUAACAGCCUGAAAUAGUAAGAAUUUAUGGACUGGUCAUAAAGUCUCAAAUAGCUAGCAAAUUAACCAAAGCUCCUACUUAAGAAGACU